AUGAGAAAUCCACUUGAGCGCGGUCCCGUUCCUAUCAGUGGAUAUCUAUACAAAAUGAAAGCAAAGGAACGUCUGCUCACGCCGCAGUGGAACAAGCGUUUCUUCGCUCUUGAAGGUACAAAAUUAAAAUAUUACCAACACGAAAGCUCGCAACAGGCAUCACAAAGUAUUGAUUUAUUAACGAUUGAGUCUAUUCGACGCUUUGAAAAUGGUGAUCAUGGUGUCUUUAGUUUUGUGAUCAAGACUUCUGAACGCAAUUACUUUUUACGCGCUGAGAGUAAAGGUGAUAUGAAGCGUUGGGUCUGUGGCCUCAAAGAUCAGCAAGAAUUGUGGCGCUCAAAAUUGAACAAGGGGAGUAUAUCUCCUGAAGUAGCCAUGCGUCGACCGAAACACUAUAGCGACUUUCCUCUUGUUUCUUAA
Molecule: messenger RNA, 420 nt
Organism: Plasmopara halstedii
Lineage: Eukaryota; Oomycota; Peronosporomycetes; Peronosporales; Peronosporaceae
Product: grb2-associated-binding protein 2-like
Exons: 1
Coding region: 1-420 (139 amino acids)
Source: RefSeq, a predicted model, not a curated record